CCUCAUUAUUUAACGCAAUCUUCCCUCAUGAUCCGAUGCUAGAGAUCCUUGUGUCAUCGCGAACCAGGCAAAAAAGUCGCCGUUUUACAGUAAAAUUACAUACGAUAGGCGGAGUUUUGGGCAAACCAUGUCCAGUUUGAUGUCGUAGAGUUGACUUUAGUGUAAGGUAAAAUUUGUAUGUUGAUGCAUUGAGGACAAGUACCAGCCCACCAAGAUGAGUCUGACUAUUGAGCAAGUAUUAGACGACGCUAAGAGAUUAGUUGAUCGGUUACGAGACCAUGACAAUGCGGCCGACUCUCUCAUUGAACAAUCGACAACACUCAACAAGCGCAUUGAAGCUAUGAAACAGUACCAAGAAGAAGUUGAGGAGAUGAACAACGUGGCUCGUCAUCGCCCCCGAUCCGCCCUCAUCCUGGGCAUCCAGCAGGAGAACCGACAGAUCCGUGAGCUUCAACGAGAGAAUCGCGAGCUACGCGUCGCGUUAGAGGAACACCAGUCAGCGCUAGAUCUCAUCAUGAGUAGCUACCGGGAGCAAGUCUGUAAGAUGCUGAUGGCCAAUCGAUUUGACCGGGACUGCUUAGAGAAACACGCUGAGUAUCACGAGAAUUCCAUUGCAUCUACCGCCAAGAUUAUCGAGAUGGCCGCCGUGAUGAAACAAGCCAUCGAACUGGAGGAAAAAUCCUCCUUUGAUACUGAACAGCAGCUGACAAGAUUACAGGUGGAAAAUCGCGGCCUGCGGGAGUUGCUUGAGAUAAGCCGAGCGGUCCACUUCCGCCACAGCCCCAUCCAUCAUGAGGAGAAAACAGACAAAGAGAAAGACCCUACACCGCUCAUCGUCAACAAUGAGGGCGCUAACAACCUCCCAGACAGCAAAUCCCAAACUCCGGAAAACGACCAGCUGCCCAAAACGAACAGUGGAACCGGUAGUGAGAAACUGGUUGACGAAGCUAAGGACACCAAUGAAAAAAAGGAAUUAAUAGAAGUCGAAGACACUAGCGCGCAUGGAGGUCUGAAAAGCACUGAGAACGCAACGGACGAAAAGGAGCGGGAUGAGAGUGGCGAUGUGAGCGCGCAGGGUGAGGGCGCUGUGGAUCUGGAGGUGGAGGACGUCUUGAAUGAUUUCGCGGACAUGACAGCGAGUCUGGAUAUGGGGGAUGAUGAGGACGAGUCGGAGGCUUAGCGGGAAUGCGCAGUUGAUGCUUAAUAGUGGGAGUGCAUAAUUAAUGCUUAGCGGUAUCAGACGCUCACUGAGGAUAAUCAGGGAUGCAUUAAAUAUGCUUAGUGAAAAUCAGGGCCCAAUUGCAUGGCUCUGUAAAACCAUUAGCAAACAAAAUCCCUGCUUAGGCC
Molecule: messenger RNA, 1347 nt
Organism: Patiria miniata (bat star)
Lineage: Eukaryota; Metazoa; Echinodermata; Asteroidea; Valvatida; Asterinidae
Gene: fgfr1op2
Product: FGFR1 oncogene partner 2 homolog
Exons: 5
Coding region: 215-1180 (321 amino acids)
Source: RefSeq, a predicted model, not a curated record